This is a messenger RNA of Fusarium keratoplasticum, 1419 nucleotides long. RefSeq names its product 2-methylcitrate synthase, mitochondrial (Methylcitrate synthase). Gene Ontology annotation, molecular function: 2-methylcitrate synthase activity. The record is from RefSeq and is a predicted model, not a curated record. The transcript is spliced from 3 exons. Lineage: Eukaryota; Fungi; Ascomycota; Sordariomycetes; Hypocreales; Nectriaceae. Gene Ontology annotation, cellular component: mitochondrial matrix. Gene Ontology annotation, biological process: carbohydrate metabolic process; tricarboxylic acid cycle. Bases 1 to 1419 code for a protein of 472 amino acids.
AUGGCCCUCAAUUUGACGACUUCCCGCCGGGCUCUUGGCUCGCUCAAGCCCCUCACCCGUGCCGCCUUUGUCGGCGCCCGCGGCUAUGCCACUGCUGAGCCCGACCUCAAGGCCACUCUCCGCGAGGCCAUCCCCGCCAAGCGAGAGCUCCUGAAGAAGGUCAAGGCCCAUGCCAACAAGACCAUCGGCGAGGUCAAGGUCGAGAAUACCCUUGGUGGCAUGCGUGGCCUCAAGGCCAUGGUCUGGGAGGGUUCCGUCCUCGACGCCAACGAGGGUAUCCGCUUCCACGGCCGUACCAUCAAGGACUGCCAGAAGGAGCUCCCCAAGGGCAAGACUGGCACCGAGAUGCUCCCCGAGGCCAUGUUCUGGCUGCUCCUCACUGGCCAGGUCCCCUCGACCAACCAGAUCCGCGUCUUCUCUCGCGAGCUCGCUGAGAAGGCUCAGAUCCCCGAGUUUGUCGCCAAGAUGCUCGACAACUUCCCCAAGGACCUCCACCCCAUGACUCAAUUCGCCAUGGCUGUGUCUGCUCUCAACUAUGAGUCCAAGUUUGCCAAGGCUUACGAGCAGGGUCUGAACAAGGCCGACUACUGGGAGCCUACCUUUGAUGACUGCAUCUCCCUCCUGGCUAAGCUGCCCACCAUUGCUGCCAAGAUCUACCAGAACGCCUACCGUGGUGGUGGUGCUCUCCCCGCCGAGGUUGACCUCGAGCAGGAUUGGUCUUACAACUUUGCUGCCAUGCUUGGCAAGGGUGGCAAGGAGAACGAGAACUUCCAGGAUCUCCUCCGUCUCUACCUUGCUCUCCACGGUGACCACGAGGGUGGUAACGUCUCUGCUCACGCCACUCACCUGGUUGGCAGUGCUCUGUCCGACCCCUUCCUGUCCUACAGUGCCGGUCUUCAGGGUCUUGCCGGUCCCCUCCACGGUCUUGCCGCCCAGGAGGUGCUCCGAUGGAUCCUCCAGAUGAAGGAGGCCAUCCCUGCCAAGUACACUGAGCAGGAUGUUAACGACUACCUCUGGUCCACCCUCAACUCGGGCCGUGUCGUUCCCGGUUACGGCCAUGCUGUCCUCCGAAAGCCCGAUCCUCGAUUCGAGGCUCUCAUGGACUAUGCUGCCGCUCGCCCUGAGAUUGCUCAGGACCCCGUCUUCCAGCUUGUGCAGAAGAACAGCCAGAUCGCCCCUGAGGUGCUCAAGAAGCACGGCAAGACCAAGAACCCCUACCCCAACGUCGACAGCAGCUCUGGUGUCCUGUUCCACCACUACGGCUUCCACGAGACCCUCUACUACACCGCCACCUUCGGUGUGUCCCGAGGUCUGGGACCUCUUGCCCAGCUGGUUUGGGACCGAGCUCUGGGUCUGCCCAUUGAGCGACCCAAGAGCAUCAACCUCGAGGGCAUCCUCAAGCAGGUUGAGGGCCAGUAA